This is a messenger RNA of Cicer arietinum (chickpea), 843 nucleotides long. Lineage: Eukaryota; Viridiplantae; Streptophyta; Magnoliopsida; Fabales; Fabaceae. The record is from RefSeq and is a predicted model, not a curated record.
UCUUACUCUUAGUUGACGAAGAAUAAUAAGCAAAGAAGUGUUCAUUGUGAUUAUCAGUGAUGGCGGAUCCAGAAUCUGGCAACAUGACCAACUCAGGAUGUACAAAACCUUGUAAAGGUCGAUUUAUCUGUUUUGGUACUGUGGCCGUUGCCAUCAUUCUCAUUCUCUUGAUCUUAUCCUUAUUCACUUUGCACACUAGUGACCCAACGUUUGAAGUUGACUCAGCAUCCUUCAACAUAUUAAAUACAAAACGUUCUACCGUCACUCUUGGAUGGAACGUUACCCUUGUUGUGUCCAAUCCUAACUAUUGGCACACUCUCUCAUAUCACGAAGUUUCAGUUGAUGUUGAAUUCAUUGGCAAACAAUACAAAAGAAUUCUUGCCACCACUUCCUUGAAUCCUUUCUCCCAAGGAGUUGAUAGCCAGUUUAACCAUGAAGUUCAAUUUAAAAUGAAUGUGGAUAAUGACAUACCAGCCAACAUUGUUGGUAGUCACUCUCGUGGAACUAUUAACUUUGGGUUUGUGUUGUCCACUUUGACCAAGUUUAAGGGUACGUUCAAUAUUUUCCAUAAAGAUCAUAAUUUGAAGGUUGUUUGUGAACCUCUCAACUUCAUGCAUUCGCCAGGAUCGUCACAUUGGAAAUUAUCUAAUGCUAUAACAUGUCACUAGCUAUGAAUGGGUGAUCACUAUAAGUUUUAGUUAUCUAAGUCUAAAGCUAUGCUUUUUAGGUUUUUAAUUGCAUUUUUUUUUAUUUCUUAAUGAAUUGGGAUGGAUGUAUAUUAUAAUCCACGUCGAGUGAUUAAUUAUUGAUAUUCUAGCUUCCAAAGUGUUUAAUUUAAGGAUA